Molecule: messenger RNA, 934 nt
Organism: Chroicocephalus ridibundus (black-headed gull)
Lineage: Eukaryota; Metazoa; Chordata; Aves; Charadriiformes; Laridae
Gene: RILPL2
Product: Rab interacting lysosomal protein like 2
Exons: 4
Coding region: 1-651 (216 amino acids)
Molecular function (GO): protein dimerization activity
Source: RefSeq, a predicted model, not a curated record
AUGCAGCAGGGCCGGGAGGAGGAGGAGCUGGAGGAGGAAGAGGAGGAUGAGGGGGAUGGCGGCCCGGAGAGGGCUCUGGAGAAGAGCCCCUUCCAGCUGACGGCCGGGGAUGUCUACGACAUCUCCUCCCUGGUGGGCCGGGACCUGCUGCAGCUCGGCGCCGGCCCGCGGGUGCCGGCCGCGCUGGCCCGGCUGCAGUUCCGCAUCGUGAGGGUGCUGGAGAUGCUGGAGGCGCUGGUGAGCGAGAGCAGCCUGGCCGAGGAGCAGCUGCGGGCGGAGCGGGACAGCCUACGGCGGGAGCUGGAGGCGCUGCGGGCGGCGGGGGGCCCGGGCGGCGCCCAGCAGCUCAGCCUUGGACCAGAUAAGAUGGUAAUAGACCUCACAGAUCCAAAUCGCCCCCGGUUCACAUUACAGGAGCUGCGAGAUGUAUUGCAAGAGCGUAACCAGCUGAAAGCUCAACUUCUUGUGGUGCAAGAGGAGCUACAGUGCUAUAAGAGUGGGAUCAUCUCACAGAAAAGGGACCAAACUGAAGAACUGGAAAAAGAGGCCAGUGGCAGCAGCCCCGGCACUAGCAAGGACAGCGAAGAGAAGACAAUCAUCAAACGGCUAUUCUCUUUUAAACACGGAAAAGGAGCAUCCUCGAGAACUUAACCACUGCUGUUCAGAAAUGGCACUGAUGAGCCUCCAAGGUGUUAGAGGAGUCAAUGAUGGGAAGAAAAAGCAUCACUCCUACUGUAGAGAAUACGCAAUCUCAUAAAAAUGUGUUGUAUCAUAUUCUUUCAGAGUAGAUUUUAGUUUGCUUUUUUAGAAACUGUUUAAGACAGACACUUUUUGUAUUUCUUAGAUUCCAGCCAGACAUUACCAACGUGUAGAGAAUAAGUGUUUAUACAAAGGUGAUUUUUAUUCUUAUUAAAAGAGCUUGUGAUGAUCUGUA